AUGCUACGCUCACUACUCUCUCUAGGUCGGACUUCGGACAACUACUUCGUGCCUCAGGUGGAUCCAGCGCAAGAUGGGGCCGAUUGUCUAAAGGACUGCGCCGAUUGCACAAUCCAAUUCCCUUCUAAGGUGAAGGUGGAAAAUUCGAGGCCCCUUUAUGGCCACAUUAAAGCGUUCAACGCACACGUCCUCGUUGCGACGGGGCAAUCCGACUGGAAAGAGAAGGUCGAGCAUGAAAAGGGUACCCUCGCGAACUCGGGGCUCGGGCGAAUUAUGGUUUCCGCAUCGAAUCUACACAUCCCGGAGCAGGAAGCUGGCGAACAAUCAAAGCGCACAUCAGUGCUUAUUCUCCCGUCUUUCACAUUUGUGGACUCCGUCUCCCAAGCCGACGUGCCCAGCCUCGUCCGUAGAUAUAUCGAUAACGCAAGCGACGAGAAAAACGGUCACAAUGGUUCUGCUAUUCCAGAUAGCGGGAUGAGUGCUCGACCGUGCGAACUAGACUACGUGGUUUUGCUCUGUUCACACCGAAGACGAGAUGCGCGCUGUGGAAUUACGGCUCCACUAAUCAAGCGCGAGUUAGAGAGGCAUCUUCGGCCCUUGGGAUUGGAUCGCGACGCAGACGAUUCUCGGCCUGGUGGUGCAGGAAUCUUCUUCGUCUCGCAUGUUGGCGGCCACAAGUUUUCUGCAAAUGUACUUGUGUACCGGAAGAAAGAUCAGCAAAUGAUCUGGCUGGCGCGCGUACGGCCGGAACAUUGCGAGGGAAUUGUCAAAUAUACUAUUCUUCAAGGGAAGGUGGUUCACCCCGAUACACAACUUAGGGGCGGGUUUGACCGCGUAAAAGGGCUGACGAGUUGGUGA
Messenger RNA from Penicillium cosmopolitanum, 858 nucleotides. Its product is annotated as sucrase/ferredoxin-like domain-containing protein. The record is from RefSeq and is a predicted model, not a curated record. Bases 1 to 858 code for a protein of 285 amino acids. NCBI's taxonomy places the organism in Eukaryota, Fungi, Ascomycota, Eurotiomycetes, Eurotiales, Aspergillaceae. The transcript has 3 exons.